CACUUGGCUUGCCGCAGACACUUCCUUUGUUGAGUCGGGGAGGGAGAGGAGGCGGCAUUGGAGGACUUUUUAAAUAGAGGAGGUCAUUUAUCCCACACUUGCCUUGAAAAAAGAAUCUGGUAGAGGAGGAAGGUGGUCAACUGGUGCAGGUGGAGGCUGUUUGGAGAGGAAAGGAGGAUGAGGGGAGAGCUGAACUCAGUCGAUCCAGAAGCAAGAAAAGGCCCUGAUACCAAAGAGGCUGGGAGCAGAAGGGAGCUGAGGGAAGGAACCACACAGAAGAGCCUGGGAGAGGAUUUUCCCCCUUCAGAUGUGGAGCGCCAGCAAUUCCGGCACUUCUGUUACCAGGAGUCCGAAGGCCCCCGAAAGGUCUGCAGCCAACUCCACCGCCUUUGCCUCCAGUGGCUGAAGCCAGAAAGGCAUAGCAAGAAGGAGAUCCUGGACCUGGUGAUCCUGGAGCAGUUCCUGGCCAUCCUGCCCCCAGAGAUGGAGAGCUGGGUCAGGGAAUGUGGGCCGGAGAGCAGUUCCCAGGCGGUGGCCCUGGCAGAAGGGUUCCUCCUGAGCCACGCAGAGGACAAGAAUCCAGACCAGCGGGUGCAGGAAAACAUCGAGUGUUGCCCCGGAGCAGCUUUUCUGGACGAGGCCUUGAAACCAACAAUAAAUUCUUCGCCAAUUCUUUGCAGCAGAAAUAAAGCAACUUCCACGUGGCCAGAAUGGGUUCUGAUGACCUUCGAGGAUGUGUCUGUUCAUUUCAGUGACGAGGAGUGGUCUCUACUGGAUGUGGAAAAAAGAAGACUUCACAAGGAAGUCAUGGAGGACAAUUUUCAGAAUGUGGCCUUCCUGGGAGGACUUCUGGAGCCAGAAGAAAGCGAGAGAUCAGCAGAGGCUGGGAGUCCCAGGAGAAAACCUCAGAGAGAACUCUCAUUGGCAGGGGAACAGCAGAGAAGAAGCAAUGGGACAAAAGGAAAAAGAGGGGAGGAAUCAUUCCAUCAACAAAACCAUACAGGAGAGAAAAGACAUGAACAUGAGCACUGGCGAAAGAGAUUUGCUCAGAGUGGAGAACUUACUGUCCAUCGAGGAACCCAAGCAGGGGAGAAACUGUAUAAAUGCACCGAGUAUGGAAAGAGCUUUGUUCGGAAUGAAGAAUUUACUGUCCAUCAACAAAUACAUGCAGGGGAAAAACCAUAUAAAUGUGUGGAGUGUGGGAAGAGCUUUGUUCGAUGUCAACAGCUUACUGUCCAUAAACGAAUCCACACAGGGGAGAAACCAUAUACAUGCGUGGAGUGUGGGAAGAGCUUUACUCGGUGUCAACAGCUUACUGCCCAUCAACGAACCCACACAGGAGAGAAACCAUAUAAAUGCAUGGAGUGUGGGAAGAGCUUUGCACGGAAUACACACCUUAAACUCCAUCGACGAAUCCACACAGGGGAGAAGCCAUAUAAAUGUGUAGAUUGUGGGAAGAGCUUUGCUGACAAGUCACAUUUUAAUGUCCAUCGACGAAUCCACACAGGGGAGAAACCAUAUAAAUGUAUGGAGUGUGGAAAGACCUUUGGUCAGAAGCUACAGCUUACUGUUCAUAACCGAAUCCACACAGGUGAGAAACGAUAUACAUGUGUGGAGUGUGGGAAGAGUUUUAUUCAUAGUAAACAGCUUACUGUCCAUCGACGAAUCCAUAUAGGGGAAGAACCAUAUAAAUGUGAGGAAUGUGGGAAGACGUUUGCUCGGAAGUCAAAGCUUAUUGUCCAUCAACGAAUCCACACAGGGGAGAAGCCAUAUAAAUGUGUAGAGUGUGGGAAGAGCUUUUCUGACAAUUCAUAUCUUACUGACCAUCGACGAACCCACACAGGGGAGAAACCAUAUAAAUGCAUGGAGUGUGGGAAGAGCUUUUCUCAGAGGGCUCAACGUUCUGUCCAUCGACGAAUCCACAGUGGAGAGAAACCAUAUAACUAUAGGGAGAGUAGGAAGACCUUUGCUAAGAGUACACAACUGAAGGACCAUCUACAAAUCCAGACAGCGGAGAAACCAUAUAAAUGUGUGGAGUGUGGGAAGAUGUUGGCUCAGAGUACAGCACUUAAUGUCCAUCAGCGAAUGCACACAGGGGAGAAACCAUAUCACUGUGUGGAGUGUGGGAAGAGCUUUGCUCGGAAGCCACAUCUUAUUGUCCAUCAAUGA
Molecule: messenger RNA, 2169 nt
Organism: Eublepharis macularius
Lineage: Eukaryota; Metazoa; Chordata; Lepidosauria; Squamata; Eublepharidae
Product: zinc finger protein 883-like
Exons: 7
Coding region: 178-2169 (663 amino acids)
Biological process (GO): regulation of transcription by RNA polymerase II
Cellular component (GO): nucleus
Molecular function (GO): RNA polymerase II cis-regulatory region sequence-specific DNA binding; DNA-binding transcription activator activity, RNA polymerase II-specific
Source: RefSeq, a predicted model, not a curated record